UGCACAAUUUAAAAUGUUACAAUCAAUGUCGCGUUUAAAUGACAUCAUCUAAGCAAUCCCAUUGGAUGAAUUCCUCUGCAGUGACUGAGUUUAUUAAUGGAGCCAUCUGUCGGCCAUUUUAAAGUUUCAUCCAACGGGGAUUCGUGUUAGUGGUCGCAGAGUUCAAUGUAGCGUGAACGCAAUUUAUUGCAGUCAUUGUUUGUUCGUUAAUAAGAGAUGUUGGAUGUGUUGUUCGUAGUUUUGUGACUUCUUCAGAAAGAGAAAGAGAGAGAGAGAGAGAAAGGAAAGAGAUAGAGAUCGAAAAUCAAGACUGAAGAAAGAGAUUUGAUUUAAUAUUAACGAAUAGUCGAUAGACAGAAAUUCUAAAUUACAUCUCGUGCGUUAGAUUCUUGAAGAUAGUCAUACCUAUUAACAUCAAGAAAUAUCCAAGGAAAGAUCAGUGAAAGAUUAAAUGUAUCGAUAUGGAAAAUCAAACUAUGGAUCAAUUUUGCGGAUCCAAAUUUUGGGAUGCUAAUUUAACAUGGAACACGGAUGAUCCAGAUCUGACAGAAUGUUUUCAAAAAAGUGUAUUAAUAUGGGUACCAUGCUUGUUUCUUUGGAUCUUCUCUGCUAUGGAAGUUUAUUAUCUGUUAAAUAGUAGAAGAAAAAAUAUCCCAUACACAUGGUUAUAUAUUUCUAAGCAAGUACUUACUGCGGCAUUAAUUGUGCUUACAGUUGUUGAUUUAGGAAAAGCAAUAUACAAUAUUCCUUAUGAGACUGUAUACAAUGUAGAUUAUGUUACCCCCGUUAUAAAAAUAGUUAGUUUUGUUUUAGCAGGAACUUUACUAUUCUACAAUAAAAAGUAUGGAAUGCGUACAUCAGGAUUACUAUUUCUAUUUUGGUUUUUCCUUGUAUUAUGCGGUAUUGUGCAAUUCAGAAGUUUAUUAAUACGAUAUUCAAACGAAGAACUGACGUACCUGUUUGUAUCAUAUAUGAUCUAUUACAGUUUAGUAAUGUCAAUGUUCCUAUUAAAUUUCUUUGUUGAUGCAGAGCCUAAAUAUUCGGAAUAUCCAUUGGUGGAAAGACCAUGUCCAGAACAAAAUUCAUCAUUUCCAUCGAGACUUACUUUCGCAUGGUUCGAUGCUCUUGCAUGGAAAGGUUUUAAAAAACCUUUAGAAGCUAAUGAUUUAUGGUCUAUGAAUCCUGAAGAUACCGCUACUGAGAUAGUUCCAAAAUUUGCUACAUAUUGGAAUAAAAUCCCUAGAAAAGAAGAUAAUGUACAAAAUGCAAAAGCGUCAUUUAGAAAAUCAUCUGGUCAAGUUAAUUUUGAUAAUACUUCCAAGAAGAAAGUUUCUUCUAUUUUACCACCACUUUGUAAAGCUUUUGGUGCAACUUUUAUAUUUGGUGCGGUACUUAAACUUGUACAAGAUAUCAUGAGUUUUAUUAGCCCGCAACUAUUAAAAUUACUUAUUAGGUUUGUAAGUGGUGGUGAACCAUUGUGGAAGGGCUACUUUUACGCAAUUUUACUCUUAAUUACAGCUACGCUACAAACCUUAGUGUUAUCGCAAUAUUUUCAUCGUAUGUUUUUAGUUGGAUUACGUAUACGUACUGCACUGAUAACAGCUAUUUAUAGAAAAGCAAUGAGAAUGUCAAAUUCUGCCAGAAAAGAAUCAACACUUGGUGAAAUAGUUAAUUUAAUGUCUGUCGAUGCACAGAGGUUUAUGGAUUUGACAGCAUAUAUAAAUAUGAUUUGGUCAGCACCAUUACAAAUUGUUUUAGCGUUGUCCUUUUUAUGGGAAAAAUUAGGCCCAGCUGUGCUUGCUGGAUUAGCUGUUAUGAUUGUACUUAUUCCUAUAAAUGCAUUGAUUGCGAAUAAAGUUAAAACAUUACAAAUUCGGCAAAUGAAGGACAAAGAUGACAGAGUUAAAUUAAUGAAUGAAGUACUUAAUGGAAUAAAAGUGUUGAAGUUAUAUGCUUGGGAACCAUCUUUUGAAGAACAAAUAUUGCACAUUAGAAAGAAGGAAAUACAAGUGUUAAAAGAAGCAGCAUAUCUUAAUGCGGGAACAAGUUUUAUUUGGUCUUGUGCGCCAUUUUUGGUUUCAUUAGUGUCUUUUGCUACAUAUGUACUUAUAGAUGAAAAGAAUGUCUUAGACAGUGAGACUGCAUUUGUUUCACUAAGUUUAUUCAAUAUUUUAAGAUUCCCUCUUUCUAUGUUACCUAUGAUGAUAGGUAAUAUAGUUCAGGCUUAUGUUUCCAUUAAACGUAUUAAUAAGUUCAUGAACACAGAAGAACUUGAUCCUAAUAAUGUACAACAUGAUCCAUCUGAAUUACAUCCAUUAAUCAUUGAGAAUGGUAGCUUUACUUGGGACAUGGAAAAUAACGAUAAACCAAUUUUAAAAAAUAUCAAUAUGACUAUAGAACAAGGCCAAUUAGUAGCGGUAGUUGGAUCAGUCGGUUCUGGAAAGAGUUCUUUGAUAUCAGCUUUUCUUGGAGAAAUGGACAAAUUAAAUGGUCGUGUUAAUACAAAAGGUUCUGUUGCGUAUGUUUCUCAACAAGCCUGGAUACAAAAUGCAACUUUGCAAGAUAACGUUUUGUUUGGAAAACCUUUAAACAAAGCCUUAUACAAUCGAGUUAUAGAUGCAUGUAUGUUGGGUCCAGAUCUUGAAAUGUUACCUGCAGGAGAUCAAACAGAAAUUGGUGAAAAGGGUAUCAAUUUGUCUGGUGGUCAAAAACAAAGAGUCGCUUUAGCCAGAGCAGUGUAUAAUGAAUCGGAUAUAUAUUUCUUGGAUGAUCCCUUAAGUGCAGUAGAUUCUCAUGUGGGAAAACAUAUAUUUGAAAAUGUGGUAGGCCCUGGCGGUCUGUUGAAGAAAAAGACAAGGGUACACAUUACGCAUGAUAUUGUUUACCUACCGGAAGUUGACAAUAUCUUUGUUCUUAAAGAUGGUGAAAUAACAGAAAGUGGGACAUACAAACAGCUUAUGGACAAAAGGGGUGCCUUCGCUGAAUUUCUAAUGCAACAUUUACAAGAAGUGCACACUGAUGAUGGUUCGGAUGCAGAUUUAAAUGAAAUUAAGCAGCAAUUGGAAUCAAAAAUGGGUACUCAAGAAUUGCAAGAAAAAUUAACUCGUGCUAUAUCAAGAAUUUCAGAAAGCCAAAGUGAAUCGGGAUCUAUAACUGAUAGAAGAUCAUUAAAUGGUUCUCUCAAGAGGCAAUAUUCUACAGAAAGUCAACAGUCUGUAAACUUAUUAUCUGGGAAAAAUAUAAAAGAUAAAGCUGCAUUACAACCGAAGAAAGGUGAAAAAUUAAUUGAAAUAGAGAAGGCUGAAACUGGCAGUGUCAAGUGGAAAGUGUAUUCGCAUUAUUUUAAAUCUAUCGGAUGGUUCCUAUCUAUAUCAACGAUAAUUAUGAAUGCUGUCUUCCAAUCGUUUAGUAUUGGAUCAAACGUUUGGCUGAGUAAGUGGUCAGAUGAUAAUAUGACUUUAGUGAAUGGUACAGUUGUAAAUGAAGAAUCAAGACGAGACAUGUAUCUUGGAGUAUAUGGAGCUCUUGGUUUUGGGCAAGCGACUUUUGUGAUGCUUGCACAGCUGACGUUGGUUAUUGGCAGUUUAAAAAGCAGUAAAUUGCUGCAUUCAGAAUUGUUAUUUGGCAUACUGCGAUCACCUGUCGGAUUCUUUGAUACUACUCCAUCUGGCAGAAUAUUAAAUCGUUUUGGAAAGGACAUUGAUAUAUUAGACAACGUUUUGCCACCAAAUAUUAAGGCCUGGUUCUUUUGUCUAAUGUCGUUGUCACCAAUCGUUGUAGGCCUGACAGUACUUGGAAUGGCGUUUUUCGUGGCAAAGGGGAUGGUAAUCGCUUCCACGUCUCUCUUCCAAAAAACAAUGCGCCAUGUUCUUCACAACCCGAUGUCGUUCUUUGACCAAACACCAACUGGUCGCAUUCUUAGUCGACUCGGUAAAGACAUCGAUGUUGUUGACAAUAUUCUACCAGCCAUACUGCCGAUGGCGAGUUUUUUCUGCGAUUUGGCACCUCAGCUGGGUUGCUGGCUGGCUGCUCGCCAGAUGCAUAUAAUGAUGCUGCGUGCUGUGAUGCGUGCUCCAUUGACCUUCUUUGAUACAACACCUACUGGUCGUAUUAUCUCCAGGUUUGCUAAAGAUGUGGACAUACUGGAUACAUCUCUUCCUCCACAAAUUUCUGAUAGCAUCUAUUGUCUUUUCGAGGUAAUAGCAACUCUCUUCGUUAUAAGCUUCAGUACACCAGAAUUUGUUGCUGUGAUCGUACCAAUAGGAUUUAUUUAUUACUUCAUACAGCGUUUUUAUGUCGCCACUUCGCGACAAUUAAAACGUUUGGAAUCUAUAUCAAGAUCUCCUAUAUACUCACAUUUUAGUGAAUCUGUAACUGGAGCUCAAACAAUUAGAGCAUUUGGUGUACAAGAAAGAUUUAUACAUGAAUCAGAAAGUAAAGUAGAUUUUAAUCAAAUUUGUUAUUAUCCUGGUAUAAUUGCAAAUAGAUGGCUUGCAAUACGUUUGGAGAUGGUUGGAAAUUUAAUUAUAUUCUUCUCAGCAUUAUUUGUUGUAUUAGGAAGAGAUACUAUUAGUGCUGGUUUCGUCGGAUUGUCUGUCAGUUAUUCUUUACAGAUUACACAAACUUUGAAUUGGCUUGUACGCAUGACCUCUGAUGUAGAAACAAAUAUUGUAGCAGUAGAAAGAAUAAAAGAAUAUGGCGAAACUCCCCAAGAAGCACCUUGGGUAGUUCCAGAAACUGCUCCUCCAAAAGAGUGGCCUGUAACCGGUCAAGUUGAAUUCAAGGAUUACAAAGUCCGUUAUAGAGAAGGAUUAGAUCUUAUUCUCCAUGGUUUAACAUUUACUAUUAAGGGAGGAGAAAAAGUUGGUAUCGUUGGUAGAACCGGUGCUGGCAAAUCUUCCUUAACAUUAUCAUUAUUUAGAAUACUUGAAGCAGCAGGUGGAAAAAUUAUUAUCGAUGGUGUUGAUGUUGCUAAAUUAGGUCUUCACGAUCUUAGAUCUAAAUUGACCAUCAUACCGCAAGAUCCAGUAUUAUUCUCUGGCACUUUGAGAAUGAAUUUAGAUCCAUUCGAUCAACACACGGACGAUGAAGUAUGGAGAGCGCUGGAACAUGCUCAUCUUAAAUCUUUUGUGCAAAAUCUACUUAAUGGCUUGUUGCAUGAAGUAUCCGAAGGGGGUGAUAAUCUCAGUGUGGGCCAACGACAAUUAAUAUGUUUAGCACGAGCCCUUCUUCGUAAAACCAAAGUUCUUGUAUUAGAUGAAGCAACAGCUGCGGUUGAUUUAGAAACAGAUGAUUUAAUUCAAAGAACAAUUAGGGAAGAUUUUAAGGAUUGCACAGUUUUAACAAUAGCACAUAGGCUUAACACAAUUCUGGACUCUGAUAGAGUUAUUGUACUGGAUAAAGGACUCAUUAUUGAAUAUGAUGCUCCUGAAGUGCUGCUACGAAAUUCAUCUAGUGCAUUUUAUAGCAUGGCAAAAGAUGCAGGUCUGGUAGCUUAAUAAUUACAUGUACAUCACGAUAAUUUGAUAGACUAUCAAAUUAAUCAAAUAAAACAAAGGUUUUAUUAAAUAAAUCCUCCCAUCGAAGGAAAAAUUCAUUGAUAAAGCUGUGAACAAAUUAUAAUCAUUAUAAUUUACACUAUACUCUAUCUAUAUAUAUGUAUAUAUAGAUAGAUUUAUAGGUAAAUAUUUUUUAAGGAAAAUUAAACAUCACAAAUACAUACACAUACUUAAUCAAUGUCAAGCACAGCUUAAUUUUUAAAAUAGUUUAGAUACAUGUUUGUUAUUUAAAAUUACUGCCAUUUUUAGUAGUGCAUGGAUGAUGCACUUAAUGGGGAAAAAACAUCUACUUAUAGAAACAAUUAUUGCUAUAACAUUCUUCUUUAUGUUUUAGCACAAAAGAUAAUUAUUUUCAGUAUUAAUGUUAUUUAUUAUUUAUGUUUACAAAUCUUGCAGCAGUUAAUUUCUAAGAAAGAUUUGUUCAACAUUGAAUUUUAAACUAAACAAAUUCCUAUAACAUACAAAAAUAGUAUAUUUAAUUCCGUUAUAUAAAUUAAAGUUCAUUUGUCAAAUUUCUUAUAUAUAUAUAUAUAU
Messenger RNA from Polistes canadensis, 6092 nucleotides. RefSeq names its product multidrug resistance-associated protein 1 (gene MRP). Gene Ontology annotation, cellular component: membrane. Lineage: Eukaryota; Metazoa; Arthropoda; Insecta; Hymenoptera; Vespidae. The record is from RefSeq and is a predicted model, not a curated record. Bases 462 to 5498 code for a protein of 1678 amino acids. Gene Ontology annotation, molecular function: ABC-type transporter activity; ATP hydrolysis activity; ATP binding. Gene Ontology annotation, biological process: transmembrane transport. The transcript is spliced from 24 exons.